CCCUUCCGCCGCCGGAUUUUGACGUGCUCUCGCGAGAUUUGGGUCUUUUCCUAAGUCGGCGCUCGCCAAGGAGAAAGCCAUGUUCAGUUCGAGCGCCAAGAUCGUGAAGCCCAAUGGCGAGAAGCCAGACGAGUUCGAGUCCGGCAUCUCCCAGGCUCUUCUGGAGCUGGAGAUGAACUCGGACCUCAAGGCUCAGCUCAGGGAGCUGAAUAUUACGGCAGCCAAGGAAAUUGAAGUUGGUGGUGGCCGGAAAGCUAUCAUAAUCUUUGUUCCUGUUCCUCAACUAAAAUCUUUCCAAAAAAUCCAAGUCCGGCUAGUACGCGAAUUGGAGAAAAAGUUCAGUGGGAAGCAUGUUGUCUUUAUCGCUCAGAGGAGAAUUCUG
Molecule: messenger RNA, 382 nt
Organism: Cebus imitator (Panamanian white-faced capuchin)
Lineage: Eukaryota; Metazoa; Chordata; Mammalia; Primates; Cebidae
Product: 40S ribosomal protein S7-like
Exons: 1
Biological process (GO): rRNA processing; ribosomal small subunit biogenesis; translation
Cellular component (GO): small-subunit processome; 90S preribosome; cytosolic small ribosomal subunit
Molecular function (GO): structural constituent of ribosome
Source: RefSeq, a predicted model, not a curated record